Colletotrichum karsti is the source of this 1575-nucleotide messenger RNA. Its product is annotated as kinase activator. The coding region runs from base 1 to 1575 and encodes 524 amino acids. The transcript has 2 exons. The record is from RefSeq and is a predicted model, not a curated record. Lineage: Eukaryota; Fungi; Ascomycota; Sordariomycetes; Glomerellales; Glomerellaceae. Gene Ontology annotation, cellular component: phagophore assembly site; Atg1/ULK1 kinase complex. Gene Ontology annotation, molecular function: molecular adaptor activity; protein kinase activator activity. Gene Ontology annotation, biological process: autophagy of mitochondrion; autophagy of peroxisome; autophagosome assembly.
AUGGCGAACUCGCCGUCGCACAAGUCCAGCCGGAGCGUAGCCUCAUCCACCUCCGCCGGCCGAGACUCCCUUUCACAUUCCAGAGACCGCCGCGAUGCCGGCCCAUCCGCCUCCGCCUCCGCCUCCGCUUCCGACACCGUCCCGGUUGAGACACUUGUGGAACACCUCCUCGCCGCCAAGCGGUCCCUCUCGUCGAUGACGGCCGUGCUGCGCGCCAACGAGAUCGCGACCGACGCCCGCCAGGCCCACGAGGAGGCCGUCGUCCUCUACGCCGAGAGCCAGUUUCUGAAGCGCGCCAUCGCGGACCAGUUGGGGCUGCUGAUGAAGGUCCGUCGCGGGCUCAAGAGGACCUACGAUGCCGGCAAACGCGACUUCAAGAACCUCGUCAAGACGAUGGACGCGACCAACGAGAAGCUGCAGGACACCAUGGCCAUGCUGAAGAACACCACCGUCGAGUCGGUCUUCCGGCCGCCCGGGGAGGAGAGGCGGAACUUGAUAGACUUCGUGGACGAGCAGAGCGUCCACGUCAUGGUCGAGGCUCUGAAGCAGAGCCUCGGCGAGCUACAGGGCAUCCAAACCUCUUUCGAUGGCGACCUCCUGCGAUUUGACGACGACCUUCGAGCUCUCAAAAAGACGAUAACUGCGUCGCCCCUGCCUAGAUCCUCUUCCGACUCUUCGUCGUACGACCCGAUACCCGAGCUCCUCGUAUCCCUCGUCGAGCACUCCCAUUGCAUGGCGCAACUCCUGACAUCCCUCACAAAACACUUCGACCUCUGCGUGACGGCGGUCAGGACGACGGAAGGCGGCGCGGCCCUCGCCCGUCGUAGGGCGGCGGAGGUGACGCAGUCCCAAGGCGGCGACGGCGUCUCGAUAUCGGGGGUCAUCGCCGACCAGGAGUCGCACAUGCCCGACCUGGAGCCCACGACGACGCAGGACCGCGCGGACAUGCUGGACAUCGUCGUCAGCGACGCCUCCGAGGUCGACAGCGUCGUGCAGGAGAUCAACGAGCGGCUGCACGCGAUGGAGGAGGACUUUGCCGCCCUCACGCAGCAGACGGAGCGGAUAAAAUCUGCGUUCCUGGGGACCCUGGACGCGUUCGGCGCGCUGGAGAAUACCGGCGGCCGGGUCGCCAGCUACAUCGCCAGCGAGGCGGAGUUCCUGCAGCGGUGGGAGGACGAGCGGUACACCAUCUACGGCAAGCUCGGAGAGAUGGACCAGCUGAGGGACUUUUAUGAAAAGUACGCGGGCGCUUACGACAAUCUGAUUCUGGAGGUCGAGAGGCGACGCGCCGUGGAGGACAAGAUCCAGACGAUUUGGCGCAAGGCCAAGGACAGCGUCGACAAGCUCAUCGAGAGCGACAGGCGGGAGCGCGACGUCUUCCGCCAAGACAUAGGAGAGUUCAUCCCGACGGAUCUCUGGCCCGGUAUGGACAGCGGGAUGAAGCGUUUCGAGUUGGUGGCGGUCGACGACGGCUCCGCCGAGGAAGACGCGGGCGGGCAGAGGAGCACGCCGGCGCUAGACAGGAGCGUUAUCGACGCGGCCAGGGACCGGACGGAGAGGAGCCAGCAGCGAUAG